Tinamus guttatus (white-throated tinamou) is the source of this 231-nucleotide messenger RNA. NCBI's taxonomy places the organism in Eukaryota, Metazoa, Chordata, Aves, Tinamiformes, Tinamidae. The record is from RefSeq and is a predicted model, not a curated record.
AUGCAGAUAAUGGAUGCAGCGGCUUUAGUGGCAGCCUCGCUAACGAGGCAGGAGCAGCAGGAAAUCAAAAGACGACAGCUUGCAGAAGCUGCUGAGAAGAGGCAGAUGGAGGCUUCCUCUCGUGGUAUUAAGAAUGCUUAUUCUGUAGAGCAAAAGAAAAAGAAGCAGGAAGAAAUAGAAAAAAGAAUGGCAGCUUCAGGUUCCGGAGGAGAAGGAGGACUGAGAAUGUGA